Molecule: messenger RNA, 899 nt
Organism: Glycine soja
Lineage: Eukaryota; Viridiplantae; Streptophyta; Magnoliopsida; Fabales; Fabaceae
Product: protein phosphatase methylesterase 1-like
Exons: 9
Coding region: 1-579 (192 amino acids)
Biological process (GO): protein demethylation
Molecular function (GO): protein methylesterase activity
Source: RefSeq, a predicted model, not a curated record
AUGGGAGGAUCAAUUGCUGUGCAUGUUGCUGCAAGGAGAUCAUUGUCCACCUUGGCUGGGUUGCUUGUUGUGGAUGUUGUAGAGGGAACAGCAAUGACUUCACUAAUUCAUAUGCAGAAAAUCAUAUCAAGCAGGAUGCAACAUUUUUCAAGCAUUGAAAAAGCUAUUGAAUGGAGUGUCAGGGGUGGCUCUUUAAGAAAUAUUGAUUCUGCUCGUGUAUCAAUCCCUGCCACAUUAAAGUAUGAUGAUUCAAAGAAAUGCUAUCUUUACCGAACUGAGCUGGAAAAGACUGAACAAUAUUGGAAAGGCUGGUAUGAAGGCCUCUCAGAUAAAUUUUUGUCAUGUCCCGUUCCAAAGCUGUUGUUAUUAGCAGGAACAAGAAUGCCCAGAAGUCACACAAUUGGUCAAAUGCAAGGGAAGUUUCAAAUGGCAGUUGUAAGGCAUACAGGGCAUGCUAUUCAGGAAGAUGUACCUGAUGAAUUUGCAACUCUGAUUGUCAACUUCAUUUCUCGUAACCAAAUAGGCCCUCAUGAAAUUGAGAUACCUGGCCCACGCAAGCCAGCCUUUUCAAAACCUUGAAUCUGGUGUUCGAUAGACCAAGAAUGACCACCACUGCGAGAUGAUGAUGGUGAUGGAUUUCUUACUUUGGCAUUCCUUUAGUUUUAAUAUUAUUUUGUAUGGCUCUAUGUUUUGAUGGAGGAGGAGGGUAGGUGAAGCGACAAUAUUUCAGACUAUUAUCAAAUGUAAUGAGCAGAGAGAAAGAUGGGAUUGGACAUAGAUUUGCGCUCAUAGCUAGCCAAGUUAGUGCCUCCAUCAAUGUUAUCCUUGGUUGUAAAGUUUAGGCAUCUGGUGUUUAAAGCAGGGAAUACUCCCGAAAAGGCAAGCCAUGAAAAAAAUGG